AAUUAAUCAUGGAGGAAGGAACAAUGUAAUUAGUCGGUACACGUUUUUUGUCUUUCCUUUUAGUUUUAUUGACAACUAUAGCUGAACAGUCUAAAUUGGAUAGAUCUGGCAUUUCACACUAGCACUGUCCAAGGUCAGUGAAACGAUAGACUGGCAGGUGAGCAGUGGCUGUGUACUAACCGAACAGGUGUGUCAGCCAACUAUUGCCAACAUUUGUUGGUCGGCAGGCAUACAUGUACACGUACAUGUAAGCUAGUUCACAGUUCGACCAUUGAGGCACAGUCCUGUCAGGUGGUGGUACUGUGCAUGUGGUGGGGUUGUACGCAGACAGUAUCAAGGCCGCUGGUUGUGCCAUGCGCUGAGCUGGUGGUGUGCUGAAUACUGACUGACAAGGAAGAUGCCGGCGGUCAAGUUUAACCUCAAGUAUUUUUCGCUGGGCGUUCUGAUUGUGCAGACCACUUCGCUGGUCCUGACAUUGAGGUACUCCCGCAUGGUGCAGGGUGAAGGCCCGCGCUACCUCAGCACAACGGCCAUCGUCAUGGCUGAGCUGUUCAAGAUGCUGAUGUGUCUUCUGCUGGUGCUUGGAGGGGAAGGAAUGUGGAAUCUGUCCAAUCUGGCCACCAUUAUCCGAGAGCAGAUCAUCCAGAAACCAGCUGACACGCUCAAGCUAGCCGUUCCGUCCGGUCUCUACACAAUACAGAACAACCUGCUCUUCCUUGCAUUGUCCAAUCUUGAUGCUGCGACCUACCAGGUUACUUACCAGUUGAAGAUAUUGACAACAGCCAUGUUUUCAGUAGUUAUGCUUAGCAAGAAACUGAACUCGUACAAGUGGACAUCACUGGUGCUUCUCAUGGCUGGUGUUGCAUUGGUACAGAUGCCAGCAGAAAGUCAAGCUCAAGAAAAGAGUGAGUCUGUACCAUCCAAGAACCAGUUCAUUGGCCUGGUGGCUGUACUCUCGGCCUGCUUUUCCAGUGGUUUUGCAGGUGUCUACUUUGAAAAGAUACUCAAGGGUACCAAGCAGUCGAUAUGGCUACGAAAUAUUCAACUUGCUUUCUUUGGUGUCUUAUUUGGCUUGGGCGGUGUUAUCAUGAACGACGGGGAAAAGGUCCGGUCUGCAGGUUUCUUCCAAGGUUACAAUAAUCUCACAUGGAUCGUCGUCUUAUUCCAAGCCUGCGGUGGGUUGAUCAUAGCAGCUGUCAUUAAGUAUGCGGAUAACAUCUUGAAAGGAUUUGCCACAUCGCUUUCCAUCAUCCUGUCAACAGUCGUUUCCUACUAUUUGCUUAACGAUUUUGUUCCUUCCAGGUUGUUUUUCAUUGGAGCAACUCUCGUCAUUGGAGCGACAUUCCUUUAUGGCUAUGAACCGCCCAAAAACUCCCAGCUGUCCCUGCCUAAGCCUGUUUGAUGUGUUCCCCUCUCAUCUGGCACUCUACUUAAUCCUUUGGCGAUCACUGACGUGAAGAACAUUACCCGGCAACCGUAGCUGUGGCAAUUGCCAUUCAGUUGCUGGAGCAGUUUUUGUUGACUGUGUUCAGCAGAGGACGUCUGUCCAUUUCCUUGAGACCAAAAGCUGUAGGUAUGGUAGAAGGAUUAUGAACUUGUAAUAGUUAUUUUGCAUAUGCAUGGAUGCACCGGUUCACCACUCUGCGCUUAUUGUCUUCCAUUGUACAGUUACUAUUUUUCUUGCUACACACUUUUUAAUGAAAUGUGGGACUGGGUUGGAUUCAAACCUGGGCCUUUCAAAGGGAAUGGGGGGAAGAGGGUCAUGUCUCCCCCCGGAGGAACCCCAAUUCUUUUUUUUAAAAGUAACAAAAGGUGAUUUUUUGGGUCCAUUUCUUUUCCUUCCAAAAGCGUGAACAGUGCCCCCCGAAUGUUGCCUUACCUCUCAGAAAGGCCAUAAAAGGUUACAUGGAAAAUUUCCAAAUUUUGUCCCCCUCCCGUUACUUGUUCCUGAAUCCCCCCUGGGGUCAUAUGGACGGAAUUUGCCAAUUUUGCCAAUCUGACUUGACCUUGACGUAGCAGGUUUUCCAUCAGCGGCAGUUACUGCCUAAAAAACCAGUAGAUUGUUUCAUGACCUUUACUUCAAAACAAACUUACAACCUUCAUAUCUUAUCAGCGUGUAACAAACUUUACAGUAAGAAAAUUACGUCAAGUUGAUUCUUAUCCACUCGGUGCUGGGUUGCCCAAUACCGGGUAUCUUGGGUCUGUACGCAUUGCCGGGGUGCCCGCUACCAGGUACCUUGGGUCUGUACGCUUUGUACGCAUAGCCGGGGUUCCCGGUACCGGGUACCAUGAGUCUGUACGCACAACUAGGAUUCCCAGUACCAGGUACCUUGGGUUUGUAUGCAUAGCCGGGGUGCCCGAAAUCGGACAAAGGAGUUGGGCCUUGUAACAAAAGACCAUACUUGGAACAAAAGACUGAGCUGCUGGGAAUUGUCAACAUUUUUCAGCACAAAGUGCUGGCAUUAGCGAAGGUAAUCCAUCACUGCUUUGAAACAGUAUAGCACUGUUUGCAGCAUUCAGUGCCUGCAGAUUAGCAGCAGGGACAAAAGUGCUCCAUCACUCCAGUGCUCUAGCGAUGAGCGAUACAAGACUGCUGCAUGCAAAUCUGGCUGCAGUUGAAAAUACACCACUGCCAUUCAGCAAUGCACUGGGCCAAUUUUGGGAACAAAGAAAAUUACACAACACU
Messenger RNA from Acanthaster planci (crown-of-thorns starfish), 2686 nucleotides. RefSeq names its product UDP-N-acetylglucosamine transporter-like. Gene Ontology annotation, cellular component: Golgi membrane. Gene Ontology annotation, molecular function: pyrimidine nucleotide-sugar transmembrane transporter activity. Gene Ontology annotation, biological process: pyrimidine nucleotide-sugar transmembrane transport. NCBI's taxonomy places the organism in Eukaryota, Metazoa, Echinodermata, Asteroidea, Valvatida, Acanthasteridae. The record is from RefSeq and is a predicted model, not a curated record.